Molecule: messenger RNA, 2355 nt
Organism: Fonsecaea multimorphosa CBS 102226
Lineage: Eukaryota; Fungi; Ascomycota; Eurotiomycetes; Chaetothyriales; Herpotrichiellaceae
Exons: 2
Coding region: 1-2355 (784 amino acids)
Biological process (GO): regulation of DNA-templated transcription
Cellular component (GO): Rpd3L-Expanded complex; Rpd3L complex; nucleus
Source: RefSeq, a predicted model, not a curated record
AUGGCGGAGAUCGCUAGCGACCGCGCAGUCGACCCCGACGCGCAGGCUGCUGUGACAGACUUUCUCGACUAUACUGAAUAUCUCCCUUCCGAUCUCAUUCGCUCUCUGACUCUCAUCCGCGGCCUCGAUGACACUUAUCUUCACAGUUCUCUACUACUCCAUGACCUUACCAAGCUCUAUGGCUCUCUCCCGACCCUCGCGCCCCCUCUCCGCCCGAAUGCUCAAGAACUCCGCGCACAAAUAUCCACCAGUCUGGAUCAAGCUCUGAACGCCCGGGAAUCCUCAUAUGCAGAGGCCUGCCGACUAUUUGACGUCGUGGACCGACAUCAGAACAGAUUGAAGAGUAUCAUCGCCAAAUUAAAUGCCAUACCAAAGCCUCCAUCGCGGGAUCCAACUCCUCAACCGACACCCUCUACCCAAGUCAAACGGUCCCGGAGCGGGAGAAAGAUUGAGACCGGCGGCGCGUCGACGAGGCUGACUCUACAUCCUCCUCGUGGGAGUGCGGUGGCCUCCGCAAUCCUCAAAAGACCUCGCGGCCGUCGCGUCACUGUCCCAGGAGAUGUCAUGCCACCGUACGAUCCCGACUCGCCCAUUGCGAGUACAGAAGUCUCGGAUUGGGAAUCCCCACCACCCUCACCUCCGCGCCCAGUUCUGAAGCUCAAGCAACCUAAGCCACCGGCGCCGUCAAAGCACCCGAAACAGAGGCCUCCGCCAAACGAUGAAAAGACCCGCGAAUCUCGAGAAGCUACUGAACCUUAUCACAAACCAACUCCUCCGCCUGAAGAUGCUGAGAUUGGAAGUAAGUGGAGGCCGUGGACACACUUGACUGAGUACGAGAUGUACAGGCUCCGGAAGAAGAUGAAGAAAAACCACGCCUGGGAGCCUAGCGAUGUUAUGAUCAGACGCGAGUUGGCAGACCGUGGUAGAGGAUGGGAAAAUUAUUACCGGGCAAAGGCAGAGGCUCAAGCGAAUGGAACUCGGUUCAUUGACAUCGAUAGCAUCGACAAACUGACACCGAAAGCCGAGAGACCAGACAAGCCGGAAAGUCUUGACCAGGUCGAAAGUGUGGAGAAGCCAGACACGUCAGACACGGUCGGAAAGAUUGAGGAGUUGGACGCCCCAUCGCAAGAGCCAGAGGUUUUGGAGAAGUUUGAAGAGUCUGCCACGCGCGCGAGUGGAACCCCUGCUCCGAAAGCCAAACCUUUAAGGAAAAGUGAAAAGAAAGAGAAGAAGCCUGACCCUGCGCGGUCCCAAGCAGCGCUCGCAGCCCAAGAGGCUGAACUUGCCGCCCGAAGACUAGGAGAUAUUGGUUCCAAAUUUCGCACUCUCUUCACAACUCCGUUUACCUCAGCCCUUGCGUCGCUGAGCCGAAGUGCCAGUACCCCAGUCGCCAACCGGCCAACUACGUCAGGGAAGAAAGGUGCGGAAAAGACGUCCAAGAAGAGAAAGGCAGAAGAUACACCAACUUCAUCACUCUCCCCGUCAGCGGAGCCAGAAGCUGCAAGGAAAAAGCAAAAGAUUGCGCCUAAGCCGUCGCCUCUCGCAGCCAGUCCCAUCCCAGUCGCAGCACCAACAUCCCCUGCCGCUACGAGCAGUGAACCUCCUCCUUCUACCAAUACAGGAACCAUUAAAAUUCCACUGAAACUUAAUGUGACGGCUGCGUCUGCGGCUCCAACUCCGGCAAUAGCCUCUGCCCAUGCAAGCAAGACACCAACCCCCGCGCCGAUGACCCGUGCUCCCAGUGUCCAGCGCAGCUCGGUCGCACCGAAACCAGAGAGCACACCGCCAGCAUCGACCACCACCUCCUCCCGACCUCCCUCGCGGCGCUCUGCAGCCGCGUCCGUGGAGCCCCAGCUGCCUGCAGCGAGAUCUACUAGCCGACGGGCGUCUAUGACACCUUCUCUCGUUGGAGGGCAGAAGACACCCGCGGCCGAGAAAGAAGCGCAAGGACCGAGCCCGAAAGCAGCAAUCAUCACAGUUCCCACGGCCGCGAGCCGCCGUAGUAAACGCGAUGCGCCUGGGAUGGUGACGCAGUCGAGUCUAGACGGAGGCGCUGCUGUGAGUGUGAGCAAGCGCAAGACCAAGCCUGCCAAGAAGACGUCGACAUCGUCCUCCACGGCCCAAACAAUACCCCAGAUCAGAAUUGACGUGGAUGGAAGGCAAGAAAUUGUGGAUCCGGACGAGGAGCGGUAUUGCCUCUGCGGGGAUUGUGACUACGGUCAAUGGUUCCACAUGGAAUGCGUAUCUCUGGUCGAGUUGCCUCCCCGGACUGUUAAAUGGUACUGUCCCGGUGAUAGGAAGAAACAUCAUAAAGGGGAAUCAACCAAUGGGCUCGUGGGGAGAGGGAUUAAGUGA